Molecule: messenger RNA, 5118 nt
Organism: Cokeromyces recurvatus
Lineage: Eukaryota; Fungi; Mucoromycota; Mucoromycetes; Mucorales; Mucoraceae
Exons: 18
Coding region: 154-5034 (1626 amino acids)
Molecular function (GO): nucleotide binding
Source: RefSeq, a predicted model, not a curated record
CAAUUUUCAAACCUGUUGUAGUAUUUAUUCCUACACACUUACAUUAAUUACUUGACUGUCAGAAAUACACACACACACACAUAUAUAUAUAUAUAUACAAUAUAUACAAUAUAUAUUUAUAUAUAUAUACAUGUAUACGUGUAAUACAUUAAUAUGUCUAAAAAUCAAGAAAUUAAUGACAUGCAGCAAACAGCAACAUCAUCGUCCUCUCCGUUAGAGCAUCAUCGCCCAUCUCCAUGUAAUUCUGAACCACUUCUUAAUGCUCUACCUGAACCUGUAGUAGAAAAAGAAGGGAAAACAUUUUUUUUACUUGAUGUUGGAAACGAGCAACAAGAGACGAUCCAUCAAGAACAAUCAAACACCACAAAAUCAAAACGUCACAGACGUAAAAGGGAUACUAGUCAUAGCGGUGACAAUCAAAGUAUUUCUUCUUCUUCUUCUUCUUCUUCGAGUAGUAGUAGUAGUAGUAGCUCUGAUUCUAGUGCUUCUGCUCAAGUCGUCAUUGAUCAUGGUAGUUCUAUACCACGUCGAAUGGAAAAAAGCGCUGCUCAUUUGUUGAGAUCAGGUGAUGAUGAAUCAGAAAGCGAUUAUGCAUUUUGUUAUUCACCUGUAAGACGAGAAUCGGACGUUGAUUCACUUGGUCAGCAACAACAACACCAUUCUUUCCCUUCAAGUCAUAUUGAUCAUCGCUCUUCAAAUUUAUACAUGAUGGAAAAUUAUACUUCACACGAUAGUCAUGAUAUGGAUGAUAUAACAGAUAACGAGGGUGAUAUUGAUCUGGCUGAUGAAGAAGAAGAAGACGAGGAGGAAGAAGAAAGAAGAAGAGGAGGAGAGAAUCAUGAAGAAGAACAGGAAGACAUUGUUUUUCAUGAAAGAACUUCAAAAGGUAUUCCCUUUAUCGACAAUACAGUUCAUAAAGAAGUCAAUGAUGUACAAUAUAAUGGAGCGGAUGCAAAUAGAAAACAUCGUAGACAUAAGCAUCGUCAUCGUACGCCAAAAAUAAGAGAUUAUGGUACGAUAAAGAACAGUCAUUUAGCAAACAAUAAUAAAGGAAUCGUUACUGUCUAUACAGAAGAAGAAGAUGAUCUUGUAGAUGAAAUGCCGAGAGGUGAUCGUGAACGAAUGAUGAGACGUAACCAACGACAUCAAAAUGGAGGGUUAACAAGAAGAUCUAUUCCUCGUAGAUUGCAUAGAAGAACACAAAAAGUAUUACAAACAAAUUUACAAUCUCAAUCUUGGAGUAGAAGAGAAAGUUUACGAUCAAAUAGACAUCCUGGGCUAUCAAGUGAAGAAGCAUUAUCUAAACUAUUAUAUUUAGCUAAUCGUAUUAUUGAUGGUGAACGGGCACGAAUACAUAAAAUGCUUGACUUUCGAAUUUUUCUUUGUAAUCCCGCUGUCCUUUUGAAUACUAUCGGUGGGAUAGGUCUUUUGAUUUUAUAUAUUGUUGCCUAUCUUAAAAGUGAACCAUAUCAAUUUCGUAUUACUGGAUUAUUAGUCGAAUCUAUUUUAUUGUUAGCAAUGACAGCUUGGAAUGGGUAUAUAUUUUAUAGAGAGCAGGAGUUAUCUUAUCGAGAAAUGACGGAUAGAGCUUUAUCCAUUGUUGGUGCAUUAGAAAGAAGUGGAAUGAAUAUGGUUCAAGAUACUAAAAUUCCUUUCAUACCCUCUAUGUCUGUUGCAAAAGUGGUACGUGAUGGCGUUGUUCGAAUCUUUCCAGUCAAUUUAUUAGUUGAAGGUGAUAUCGUUGAAAUGUUAUAUGGUGAUGUAGCCCCUGGUCGAAUGAAGUAUAUGCAUAAAACGACCCCAACUGAAGAUGAUGACUUGCAUUUAUCCAAUAAUGAAGAUACGAUGAAUCACCCUAGUCCACCUUCAUUCAUGGAUACAACUACAAAUGAUAGUGAACCACCUUUAAAUACAAAGGAGUAUUAUAUUGCUAAGGAUCAAACAUUUAAGCCAUCCUUCUUUGGUAUCCCACCUCCCUCUGGAUUAAUGGAAGAAUAUAUGCGCUCAAGAGGUCGACAUCAAUUCAUUUUGUUAGAGACACCUCUAGAAAAAAAUUUAAAAAAGGCAUUGAGUCAAAGUCGACCAAAGACUGUCAUGCAUAAUGAAAGUCAAGUAAUUAUGCGUAUCUUUUACAAAUAUGUGAUAUGGAUUCUAUUAGGCAUAGCGUUUGCUGUUAAUAUUUUAAGAUUUGGUCUUCGAAGUAUAUUGCUAAAUCGAUUUCCUGCUGAUCAACUUAUUGAAGAAGUCUUCGUGAUGACCAUCUACUCAAUUAUUCCUCUUUUACCUUUAUGUAUACCUAGUAUGUGGAUAAUUGCUCGUAGCUUUGGAAAUGCUCAAUUACUUAUUUUGUUUGAGGCAUUACAGAUUUCUAAAACUGAAUAUGAAGAUGAUGAUGAAGUAGAUGAAUUUGAUGCAGAGGCACCCCCUCCCACAAAAGAUUUACAAUUGAGUCCAAAUGCUGUUUGGGAUAGAUUUUUAUCUUUACUGACAAAGUGGGACCAACUUUCUUUAACAAGAUCAACUAAUUUAUUGGAGUCACUUGGAAACACCACAGUCAUUUGUUGUUUAGAUAGAGAAGGGACAAUAGCUAAUCCUUUUCCUACAGUUGAACAAUUAAUGUUUCCAAAUAACGAAGAGGAUAUUACUUAUUUGGAUGUUGAAGAAGAUUCAGAUGAAGAAACAGGGUUAAAAUUUGAAGAUCAAGAUUGGAAACAAUAUUUACCAUGUCUGAAGCCUUUAGGUUUAAAUUUUAUGCUUAAUACCAAUUGUGGUGUAAUUCAAAGUCGUAAAAGAUCAGAAUAUCAUCGUAGGCGUUCUAAGCUUCAUGUUUACGGUAAAACAUCACCUGCAAGACAAUCAUGUCUUUGUAGACUAGGUAAAUGUAUUGGGUUUAAAGAAGAGGCACUUCAAUCUUUUGCUUUAAGAGCUGAAAUUUAUACCUUUGCACCUUAUCAUGAAAUGUUAAAUACACCACGUUACAAGUAUAGUAAAUAUUAUCCUUUUGAAGUCCCUAAUGCCCUUUCAACUGUUUUUGAAGAACGAACGUCAGGAAGUUAUCAAUUAUUGACAGAUGGGCAUCCAUCAUUAGUUAUGGAUAAAUGUUCUGAUUAUUGGGAUGGCAACUCGCUUCAGACUAUGAGUGAAACAAUGGAAAAAAAGAUCAAUGACUUUUUUCAAAAUGCACUUGUCCAUGAUAUGCAAUGUAUUGCUUACGCUUAUCGUCCUAUAAAUACUGUGAAUGAUGGACGAAUCCCAUUUUUAAAUCCUUCUGAUAAUGAAGAUGAAGAUCCUGGAUGUGCCUUUGUUGUUCUACCUUACAAACCUCCGAGUUCAGAUAGCAGUAGCAGUAGCAGUAGUAGCAGUAGUAGUAGUAGUAGUAGCAGUAGUAGCGAGAUGUCUGAAUCUUCUACUGAAUCAUCUUUUACUGAGAAAAUUCAUGAUAGUAGACAAGAUAUGGAUGAUGACAGAAAGGAUAAAAUGAUAAACAAAUCUCGUCGUUCUUCCAAAUCCUCAAGUACUUCUACAAGUAGUAGUAGUAGUAGUUCUUCUGAAACUGGAACAAGUGAUUAUUCCUUUGAGGAAGAUGAACCUGUUAAUGAACAAGAAGAAGCUGCUUUUUAUAAAGAAGUAGUUAAGGGGCAAAUUUUUCUUGGUAUGACAGCCAUGUGUCAUCAACCAAAGCAGAAUGUUGUUGAUUUCAUUGAAGAUUUAGGCCUAGCAGGAAUACGAUUUGUAUAUUUCUCACCUACCGCUGAAAGGGAAUCUAAAGCUUUUGCUGAACGUCUUGGAUUAGAGACAGACUGGAAUAGCUGUAUCUUAUUAUCAAAUCCUGAUGAUGAAAAUUGUGGAAAUGGAUAUCUUCAAACGCAUGAUAUUAAAGCACAAUUGCCUCGAGGUAUAGAUGAAAUUCGACCCCAUUUGGAAAAUGUAGAUGAUAUUCCUCUUCAUGUUUCCUUAUUUGCAGAAUGUACGCCUCGAGCAAUGAAAGAAAUGAUUCGUAUCUUUCAAGAAAACGGUGAAGUUGUUUGUUCAAUAGGAAAUGCGUUGAAUACAAAGAAUACAGAGUCAUUUGCUUUGUCUGAUGUUAGUAUUGCAAUGGAACCUAUGCAUACACGUGCUCAAAUUAAAGGUCGUCUAUCAACAAAUGAUCGUCAACCUCCUCUAGCAGUAGGGGCAUCAUUAUGUAGUUUACCAUGUGGAUUGUUUAUGCAAUAUGAGACAAGCUUGUAUGCUGUGACUCAACUUAUUCGUGAUGCUAGAAGAUUAUUGAGUUGUGUUCGAAUGGGAUUUUGCUUUUAUGUUGCAGGCUGUAUGUCUAUUUCCUUAAUCCUGCUUUUUAGCUUUUGUUUAUUGUUACCACCUAUUUUUACUGGUUAUCAGAUUUUAUGGCUACUUUGGAUUAUUUUACCUAUACUCUCCAUGUCUAUGCUCUUUACACCACAUGGAGAUGGUAUUAUGCUUCUUAUGCCAGGCAAAAAUAUCGAUCAUCUUACUGAUUUUUGGAGAUUUAUGUCCUAUUUUAUCCUUCGUUUUAUAUUAUUGAUUGCUAUGUCUAUAGCUAUUUAUGCAAUGACAUUGAUCUAUUCGUUAGGUACGAGCACAAAGGAUGUAUUUGGCAAAUUUGGAUCAAAGGGAUGGUACCAUUGGACAGUUGAAGAGCAAUGGGCAGUUCUAUAUGCACAAAACUUUAUGCUUGUCGCACUUGUUUGGUGUUUUGCAUGUAUAUCCCCUUCCUUCCUUCAUCGAACUUCUUCAAUUAUUGAAUUUAUACCAUUUAAGAAUAGAAUAUGGAUUGGCGCGUUCUUUUUAAGUAUUAUUUUACAGUUUUGUUUCUGCGCUGUCUCUCUUGCACAUGGACCUUUUGAGCUAUCAAGAAUACCAUGGUUUGUCUAUUUCUUGGGCUUUGUUUGGCCUAUCGUUUUAAUUCCUGUACAAGAAUUAGUAAAGAUGCAUGAUAAUAAAGAAUUUACAAGAUUCCAAAAGAGAUCAAAACUAGAAUUCAGUACAAAGCUUGGUAUGCAUUCACCACUUUAAUGAAAGAUUACAUAAUAAAUACUGUAAAUUAAGUUAAUGUUGUAGUAAUAAAUUAAAUAUACACAUAUAAUAUACACAUUGAAA